Dichomitus squalens LYAD-421 SS1 is the source of this 2292-nucleotide messenger RNA. RefSeq names its product endosomal P24A protein. Bases 71 to 1987 code for a protein of 638 amino acids. The record is from RefSeq and is a predicted model, not a curated record. The transcript has 19 exons. Gene Ontology annotation, cellular component: membrane. Gene Ontology annotation, biological process: protein localization to membrane; vacuolar transport. NCBI's taxonomy places the organism in Eukaryota, Fungi, Basidiomycota, Agaricomycetes, Polyporales, Polyporaceae.
CGUUAAUCCUCGCUCUCGGAAAGGAGACGCUAGGAACGCUCUUUAGGACUCUUCCUCUAUACCCUCGGACAUGGCUCGUGUGCCGCGCGGGCUCUGCAUCCUCGGUGCUGCGGCCCUCUCGUUACUCUCGACUACCCACGCAUUCUACCUGCCAGGAGCCGCCCCUCAUGACUAUCAUGAGGGAGAGAAGGUGGAGCUUUUUGUGAACGCACUGACGCCCAUGAUAGCAGGGUAUGACAAUGCAAAGCUCAAAUCCCUCAUAAAUUACGACUACUACAACCCUGCAUUCCACUUCUGCCAGCCCGAAGGGGGCCCCAAGAAGGAGCCUGAGGGGCUCGGGUCCAUUCUCUUCGGAGACCGUAUAUUCAACUCCCCGUAUGACAUCCACAUGGUGCAAAAUAGCACAACAUGCCAGGUUCUCUGUACACAGACCAUCCCUCCCGAAGAUGCCAAGUUCAUAAACGACCGCAUACGAGAAGACUAUGCCAUCAAUUGGCUCAUUGAUGGGCUUCCUGCGGCGGAGAUGAAGGAAGACAAGAAGACUGGGGAGCUAUUCUUCGAACAGGGUUUCAACCUCGGGUAUGACGAGGGCGAGUUCUCAGAGAUGCCCGCGAUACACAACCAUUACGACAUUGUUCUAAGGUAUCACACUCCGACCGCCGGAGUGUAUCGCAUUGUUGGCGUCCUUGUGUGGCCAGUGAGCCGGGGCGGUUCCCAGGAGGUACCCCCAGACGGCAUCGUCGACUGCGCACCCGCAGAUUCGCAGCCCCUAAUCCUGAGCGAGGUUCAAAACACCACAAUCACCUACACCUACCGAGUCAUGUGGAAUGAGUCUGACACGCCUUGGGCCACUCGAUGGGACAACUACCUGCAUAUAUUCGAUCCCCGCAUUCACUGGUUCAGCUUGAUAAACUCGAUCAUCGUAGUCGUGUUGCUAUGCCUCAUGGUGUCAAUGAUACUCCUCCGCACUGUGUCCCGCGACAUCUCUCGGUACAACGCGAUAGAUCUGAGCGAAGACGUGCAAGAAGACUGGGGCUGGAAGCUGGUACAUGGGGAGGUCUUCCGGGCGCCGCGAAACCCCAUGGUGCUCUCCAUUCUCGUGGGGAACGGGGCGCAGCUCUGCGCUAUGGUCGGCGUCACGCUCGUAUUUGCCUUGCUCGGUUUCCUGUCACCUUCUAAUCGAGGAUCGCUGGCGACUGUUAUGAUCGUCUGCUGGACAUUCUUCGGAGUAAUUGCCGGGUACAUAUCAAGCAGGGUGUAUACCUCUCUUGGCGGAACGAACAAGCGACGGAACUCGUUUUUCACUGCCACGAUCAUGCCAACGUUCGUGUUCGCGAUGGUUUUCCUAUUGAACCUUUUCCUUAUCGCUGCGGGCUCUUCGGGAGCGGUGCCUUUCGGCACUCUGCUUCUGAUAAUCGUCCUUUGGUUCGGUGUCUCGGCACCGCUCUCCGCGGUGGGCUCUUACUUUGGUUCAAAGCAUGGCGCGAUACAACAUCCCGUGCGUGUCAACCAAAUCCCGCGUCAGAUUCCGCCACAGCCGAAAUACCUUCGUCCAUGGGCCGCUACUAUUCUUGCGGGCAUUUUGCCCUUUGGCGCGGCGUUCAUUGAGCUCUACUUCGUACUCUCCAGUCUAUUUGCGUCGCGCGCGUACUACGCGUUCGGCUUCCUCGCCCUAACCGCUGCAGUCGUAGCGCUCACCACUGCCACGGUCACUAUCUUAUUCACCUAUUUUAUCCUCUGUGCGGAAGACUACAGGUGGCACUGGCGCGCGUUUCUCACCGGGGGAGGGAGCGCUUUCUGGCUCCUUGGCUACGGUGUCGUGUACUGGGCCCUGCGGCUGUCGCUAGACUCGUUCACGAGCGCAGUGCUGUACUUUGGGUACCUGCUGCUCCUGUGCGUGUUCGACUUCCUCAUCACUGGUACCAUUGGCUUCCUCGCGACGUAUUGGGCGGUCCGGAGGCUGUAUAGCGCUAUCCGUGUCGACUGAGCCUGGAAGCAAGGCGAGACUGCGAUUUGGGAUUCAGACAAUGAAGGCAGGUCGAGCGCAUCCUGCGUGUCGUCGUGGUUGCGUUGCUACGUCGUCCGAUCGCGGUGUCCGAGCACGCAGUUUUCCUGUCUCGACUGCAUGACAGAUAUGAACUCCUCCGCGCUAGAGAACCUCGUUGGGCUGCUGCAGGGCAGCGGUCGGUCCCUAGAUAUCAGCUACCAAUAUUACGGACAACUACUAUGUAGACAGCUCUGGACUAUCAAAAGUAUUUCGAUACCGUCCUUCCUAGUUGAGCAAUCAUGCCG